This is a messenger RNA of Nerophis lumbriciformis (worm pipefish), 720 nucleotides long. The record is from RefSeq and is a predicted model, not a curated record. NCBI's taxonomy places the organism in Eukaryota, Metazoa, Chordata, Actinopteri, Syngnathiformes, Syngnathidae.
CGUUGCUACUGUCAAAUCAUGGCUUCUCUUGAUAGAGUUAAAGUGCUAGUUUUAGGUGAUUCCGGUGUAGGAAAGUCCUCCUUAGUACAUCUUUUGUGCCAGAACCAGGUUUUAGGGAAUCCAUCCUGGACUGUUGGAUGCUCAGUAGAUGUACGGGUUCAAGACUACAAAGAGGGAACCCCAGACGAAAAAACAUUCUACAUUGAAUUAUGGGAUGUCGGGGGCUCGGUCGGCAGUGCCAGCAGUAUAAAAAGCACCAGAGCCGUCUUUUAUAAUUCAGUCAACGGAAUUAUUUUAGUCCACGAUCUGACAAAUAAGAAAUCAUCUCAGAAUCUUUAUCGCUGGUCACUGGAAGCGCUAAACAAGGAUUCGUCACCAACGGGCGUCAUUGUCUCCAAUGGUGACUAUGAUCGUGAGCAGUUUGCAGAGAAUCCGGUGCCGUUGCUUCUCAUUGGCACCAAGUUUGACCAGAUCUCCGAAACCAAACGGAGUGAAGUUCUCACACGGACGGCUUUCUUGUCUGAAGACUUCAACGCGGAGGAGAUCAAUCUUGACUGUACCAAUCUGAGAUAUUUGGCUGCAGGCACAUCCAAUGCAGUGAAGCUCAGCAGAUUCUUUGACAAGGUGAUUGAAAAAAGAUAUUUCACAAGAGAUCCAAGUCAGAUGACAGGCUUCACGGACCGAAAGCGAUUCAACUUUAAGACUUUGCACUAUGACUGA